Molecule: messenger RNA, 936 nt
Organism: Naegleria lovaniensis
Lineage: Eukaryota; Heterolobosea; Eutetramitea; Acrasida; Naegleriidae
Exons: 1
Coding region: 1-936 (311 amino acids)
Biological process (GO): protein farnesylation; protein geranylgeranylation
Cellular component (GO): cytoplasm; protein farnesyltransferase complex; CAAX-protein geranylgeranyltransferase complex
Molecular function (GO): CAAX-protein geranylgeranyltransferase activity; protein farnesyltransferase activity
Source: RefSeq, a predicted model, not a curated record
AUGAAGUCCUACGUUCCUCAUUCGCAACGACCCGAAUUCGCAGAUCUCACUCCCAUCCCUCAAGAUGAAGGAACCCAUCCAGUGGUACAGAUCGCUUACACGGAUGAAUUUAAAGAAACAAUGAAUUAUUUUCGAGCCAUUGUCCAACGAAAUGAAAUUAGCGAACGAGCCUUGUUGAUCACUGCAGAGGCAAUUGAAUUAAAUCCUGCUAAUUAUACUGCUUGGCACUUUAGAAGAAUUGUUCUUGAUGGACUGAAUUAUGAUCUCUCAAAAGAAAUUGAAUAUUUAAAUAGAGUUUCCGAAGAUAAUCCAAAAAAUUAUCAAAUUUGGUAUCAUCGUCAAGCCUUGAUUGAAAAGUUAAGAGUGACAGAAGGCGAGAAGGAAUUUGUUGAGAAAAUGUUUGAUGAUGAUUCAAAGAAUUAUCACGUUUGGACUUUUAGACAAUGGUUAGUGAAGGAGUUUUCAUUGUGGGAUGGUGAAUUGGAUUUUGUUGUAAGAUUAUUGGCAAAGGAUUUGAGAAACAACAGUGCAUGGAAUUAUCGUUUCUUUGUCAUUCAAAAUACAACAUGUGAUUUUGAAAAGAAUAUUCAAAUCAGAAAAGAUGAAAUUGACUUUGCGUUUAAAUACAUUCUCAUGGCUCCCAACAAUGAAAGUCCAUGGAAUUAUGCAAAGGGUAUGACAACUUUUAAAUUAGAUGAAAGUUCUGAAGGAUACAAGGAACUAUUGCAGUACGUGGAGGAAAAGACUCGAUCUGUUUUGAACAAGGUGUCUGUCAAUCCUCAUGCCAAUUAUUUAUUAUUCUGCUGUUUAUUAAGAUUGGGUAAUUUGCAAGAAGCCCUAUCUGUUUGUCACACGUUGCAGAAAGUGGAUGGCAUUAGAAAGAAAUAUUGGGCAUUCAGAGCUGAACAAAUUCAGAAUUUGAUCCAAUCAUUGUAA